This is a messenger RNA of Dicentrarchus labrax (European seabass), 3605 nucleotides long. It is a transcript of the gene olfml2ba, whose product is annotated as olfactomedin-like 2Ba. Lineage: Eukaryota; Metazoa; Chordata; Actinopteri; Moronidae. Gene Ontology annotation, biological process: signal transduction. The record is from RefSeq and is a predicted model, not a curated record. Bases 338 to 3043 code for a protein of 901 amino acids. The transcript is spliced from 8 exons.
AAGCGUCUGAAGCAGGUCAACUCCUCCUCGCCAGUGUGCGCAGAGAUCCGCCUCCUGUGCGCGCUCUUCAGCUGCAGAUGCCGGCUGCUCUCUCACCGACUGCACGCUUUCUCUGCACAAAACCAGCCCGCCUUCACUGACAAUGAAAAACAUCACAUCGCGCUAUAAAGCUUAAUCUCGCUCUCUGAUGACUUUUCUGGAUACCCCUCACUAGUUUUUUGGAGCCAGAAGCAGGCUAUGAUAUUUUCUUGGCAGCUUAACUAACUGGUGACAGGCUGUGCCUGCCAGCAUACUUGCAACAUUAUUUCUCUUUUCGGCGCUCUGUGAGCCUCACAACAUGUAUAAGUUAUGUAUUGUCAUCGCAGUGUGCUGUGCGUAUUUUCCACGGGGCUCUGCAGCGCCAAAGACCUGGGGAGAAGAUCCUAGGUCACAACUUGAGAGCAAUACAGAGGAAAGUGACAGGCUGCAGGAGGAGAUAGAUGGGCAGGAGAGCAUCCUCUCUAAGCUGCUGGGUGAUUAUGACAAAGUGAAAGCCCUCUCGGAAGGCUCUGACUGUCGGUGUAAAUGUGUUGUCAGACCCCUGAGCAGGAGCGCCUGCCGGCGGAUAGAAGAAGGGAGCGCCGCUGUGCAGGACUUCUACACUGUGGAGACCAUCACAUCUGGACCAGAGUGCAAGUGCGCCUGCAUCGCUCCUCCGUCAGCAGUCAACCCCUGCGAGGGAGAGUUCAGGCUGAAAAAACUUAGGGAAGCUGGAAAAGAGAAUGUCAAGCUGUCCACCAUCCUUGAGCUGCUGGAGGGCUCCUUCUAUGGCAUGGACCUACUGAAGCUGCACUCUGUUACCAAUAAGCUCCUGGAUCGCAUGGAACACAUUGAGAAGGUUGUGUCUCUGAACAACACCACUGAUGAGGUGAAACCCCAGGAGAGCCCUCCCAUCAAAGCAGAUGUGACUGAAAGCCCACCCACCACUCCCCCCGACCGGCAUCAGGACAAGAAGGAACUCGGUGAGGUCAGCGGAGCCGCAGUGUAUCGAAACCCAGAGGAAAAGUAUGAGGAGAAGUUUAUUGGGGAAAAUCCAAUCUUCCUGCAAACAGAUGGUUCUACUCAGACCAUUGAGGUCAAACCUGAGGUGACUCCCAAAAACGUGGCUAACAAGGAAGCUUCUCAGGGGUCGAAGACUGGCCCCAACGGAAUGAUCAUCAGAGGAAUGACUUUUUAUAAAUCUGAACCAGAUCCGAUGGUGGCUGAUGACGGGGAGCCUGGAGAGAACUUGUUUGAGUACCAUGGAUUCAGUGGGGAUGGCCCAGUUAACCUCUUCAUUGAGGAAAAUCUUCUACAACACAGAGCCCCUCGACCAAGAUCAGUUCGACCAAAGACAAGAGGUCAAUCGCACGAUUCUAAAAAGACGAUCCCAACAACAACACCGAAAGAAACCGAGCCUGCCUCAGAAACUCAUGAUGAGUUAAUCAGUGCCAAUGGAACCACAUCAGAUGUACAGAGUGACACAUCAGUCAUGUUUGGACCGACCACUACCACACAAAACAACAGGAGCACAGAGACUGCGCCGCUGACUAGUCAAAGAGUCACUGCUGGAACCACUAAAUUGCCAAUCCCUUUGAUGGCUGAACGAGCCGUCACUGACAAGGAAACAACCGAAACUGCAACGAACACACCCCAACCCCCUGAAACUACAGCCACAGCGGAAAUAUUACGAGCUUUCACAACAAGAAAUAUCCCAACCACUGUGAUGGGAACCGCAACCCUGCAGGUGAAAGACCAAACGCAAACCAUACCUGGCAGCACUGCAGCUCUUUCAAGCACACUUGCACCAACCCCAGCCACAGAUGCUUCAACUACCAGCCCGCCUUCCACUGUGACCAUGACAACUUAUGCUGCCCUGACCUCAGCACCUAUACACCCCACAGAAGAUUCCACAACAGCUACCUCCACGCAGGCUGCUAGCACAACACCAGAAGAAGAAACUGAAUCUGCCUUCUUUUCAGGCUCGACUUUGCCUCCUACCACACAGGGAGUGAUCCCCUUGACUCCCCACACUUCUCUGCCUUUCACCACACCUGUACCUGCCUCUUCUUCAACCACCACCACCACUACUACUACCACCACCACUACCAGACAGGCUGCUCAAGUCAAACGAAAAUACAAAAUCAGUUGGGAGGAGGAAGAGGGAGAGAAGAAACACAGAGAGUUAGAUGAGCCAAUGCAAAGGCAGGAGGAAUUUACUUCUAGAAAACCCGGGGAGUGUAAGGACACUUUGGCAACAAUCUCAGAGCCAGUAACUCACAACACCUAUGGCAGGAAUGAAGGAGCAUGGAUGAAGGACCCGAAGUCUGGGUCUGACAAAAUUUAUGUCACAAAUUUCUAUUAUGGGAAUAACCUCCUGGAGUUCCGGAGCCUGGAGGUUUUCAAAGCAGGCCGUUUUACCAACUCAUACAAGCUUCCUUACAACUGGAUUGGCACAGGCCAUGUGGUCUACGAUGGGGCUUUCUACUACAACCGUGCCUUCUCCCGAGACAUCAUCAAGUAUGACCUGCGUCAGCGUCAUGUGGCCGCCUGGACCAUGCUGCAUGAUGCUCUAGUGGAGGAGACAUCGUCACCUUGGGAGUGGCGCAGCCACUCUGACGUCAACUUUGCCGUAGACGAGAGUGGCCUGUGGAUCAUCUACCCGGCAAUGGAUGAUGAGGGCUUCCUACAAGAAGUGAUUGUUAUGAGUCAGCUCAACCCCUCAGACCUCAGCAUGCAGAGGGAGACCACCUGGAGAACCGGGCUCAAGAGAAACCACUACGGAAACUGCUUCAUCGUGUGCGGCGUCUUGUACGCUGUUGACAGCUACAACCAAAAGGACGCCAACUUGGAAUACGCCUUCGACACGCACACAAACACUCAGAUGAUUCCCAGAAUGCCCUUCACCAACAACUACACCUACACCACGCAGAUUGACUACAAUCCCAAAGAGGGUGUUUUGUAUGCGUGGGACAACGGACACCAAGUCACAUAUAACAUUAAGUUUGCCUAUGUAGACCCUUAGCAGGGGUUUGACAGUAGUUAUUUUAAAAAAGGUAAUUCUAUGCUUUGAAUGGAUUGUAGAUCAGUCCACAUGGCCUUUGGUAUGGAGACAAAUGGGGGCCAAAUGUACAAAUGUACUUCAGUAUAUUGAGACUAAAUUGUUUUGUGCUUAGCAAGAUUUAUUUUUUUUCCUUUUUACCUGAAAUGAAACAAUGAGCCUGAUUCCUCAGUCAACACGUCAAGUUGUACUGUAUAUAUUGUAAUACUGUAAAAAACAACCCUAUGAGAUAAAUGAAUGUGGAAAUAAUAAGUUCAUGACUUGGAUCAAAAUACUCUUUUAACAACUCACAUAAAAGAACCAGUUCAUGGAAGCAUACUCUUUGAACAUAUUAUGUGGACAAAUUACAUAUUUCUGUUUUAUAGACAUUAUUUUGUAUUCAAUUUUUCUUUGCAUCAUAUGCCACAGGUCCUCUGCAUGGUAAUAUUGCUGGUAUUGCUGUUGACCUUUGUCUUGUGAAAGCACUUACUCCAUAUGAGACUGUUCUGAGGAGACUACAAUAAAGUUCAGAAACACUUACAGAAAA